GCGAGCGGCGCGGCCCGGCCGCGGCACCGGGAAAGGGAACGAACAGCACCGGGACCGGCACCGGGGAGCGCGGAGAUGGCGGUCGAUAAGGACCUGCUGGAGCUGGACCUCUACGGGCUGCUGGGAGUCGGCGAGAAGGCGUCGGAGAAGGAGGUGAAGACAGCGUUCCGGCAGAAGGCCCUGACGUGCCACCCGGACAAGAACCCGGACAACCCCCGGGCAGCGGAACUCUUCCACCAGCUGUCCCAGGCCUUGGCCGUGCUCACAGAUGCAGCAGCCAGGGCAGCAUAUGACAAGGUGAGGAGGGCGAAGAAACAGGCUGCAGAAAGGACACAGAAGCUCGAUGAGAAGAGGAAGAAAGUAAAGCUUGAUCUUGAAGCCAGAGAACGAGAAGCCCAGUCCCAGGAGAACGAAGAGGAGGAGAUCAGGAUAACGAGAUCAUUAGAAGAAGAAAUAAUCCGCCUGCGGGAGGAGGGCUCCCGGCAGCUGGAGGAGCAGCAGAGGCUCAUCAGGGAACAGAUCCGGCUGGAAAGGGAGCAGCACAGCCAAGGCAAGCAGGAAAGAAAUGGAGCAGAAGGCAAAGUAACUCCUAAACUCAAGCUCAGAUGGAAAUGCAGGAAAGAAGAUGAGACGGGAGGGGGAUACUCCAAAGAUGUGCUGCUGCAGAUCCUGCAAAAGUAUGGGGAUGUGCUCAAUUUGGUGAUCUCCAGCAGGAAGACUGGGAGUGCAGUGGUGGAAUUUGCUACGGUGAAGGCAGCGGAGAUGGCUGUGAAGAAUGAAGUUGGCCUGAUAAACAAUCCUCUGAAGAUUUCCUGGCUGGAGGGGCAGCCCCGGAGCCACCCCAGCACUGUCCUCUCUGACAGCACCAGCCAGCCCAGGACCUCACAGGCUUCCGUGGUGUCGGAGCGGGACUACGAGAGCCUGGUGAUGAUGAGGAUGCGCCAGGCAGCCGAGAGGCAGCAGCUCAUCGAGCAGCUCCAGCGGGAAGACGAGGAAGAGUCUCACACUUAGCAUGACAGUACGGAUUCUCCCCACCCCUGCACCCCCCGCCCUGAGCUCUUUCUUAAUUUAAGUCAAUAAACCUCCUUUUUUAAA
Molecule: messenger RNA, 1095 nt
Organism: Neopelma chrysocephalum (saffron-crested tyrant-manakin)
Lineage: Eukaryota; Metazoa; Chordata; Aves; Passeriformes; Pipridae
Gene: DNAJC17
Product: DnaJ heat shock protein family (Hsp40) member C17
Exons: 11
Coding region: 76-1011 (311 amino acids)
Biological process (GO): spliceosomal complex disassembly
Cellular component (GO): spliceosomal complex
Molecular function (GO): RNA binding
Source: RefSeq, a predicted model, not a curated record